This is a messenger RNA of Jatropha curcas, 1442 nucleotides long. The record is from RefSeq and is a predicted model, not a curated record. NCBI's taxonomy places the organism in Eukaryota, Viridiplantae, Streptophyta, Magnoliopsida, Malpighiales, Euphorbiaceae.
AAGGAAGAAGUCACAAUCUCUCGUUUUCCAGUGAAACCAUCAGGCGAAGAAGAUACGCUAUCGGCCAAUUAUGGAGACAUGCCGCUGUACAAGCUCCAAUCCAUGGAGGAGCGUGAUCCGAGUGAGUGGAUCCAAGUGCAAGACCUAACUGAAGUUUUGAAAGACAAGGAAGUGUUAAUCAGAGGCCGGGUUCACACAAUAAAUGUCAAAAAUGAUACUGCCUGUGUUGUCGUUAGACAGAAGGGGUUCACUGUCCAGUGUGUGGUUACUAUUAAACCUGGGUUGGUUAGCCGCCAGAUGUUUGUUUUUGUGGCUGGCAUUAGCCUGGAAUCGAUUAUUGAUGUUCGAGGCUUUGUUUCGGUUCCGUCGUCUGUUCCUAUAUGCGGAACUACUCAGAAGGUUGAGGUUCAAGUGAGUAAAUUGCAUUGUAUUAGUAGGGCAAGCUCGAUCCUGCCUAUUAAUGUUGGUGUUGCUAGCAGCGGUGGGAAGGAAGCUUUGCAGGCUGAUGAACAGCUUUUUCCUGUUGUUAAUCAGGAUACAUGUUUGAAUAAUAGAGUUCUGGACUCGCGGACCGCAGCUAACCAGGAUUUCCAGAUUCAGAGUGAAGUUGUCUAUAUAUGCACGCAGUUAUUAAAUUGAGAAGAUUUUGAUGAAAUCCACGCCUCAAAUUUGUUAGCAGGCGCUAGUGAAGGUGGUGCUUCUGCAUUUAAGCUGGACUACAAGGGGCAACCUGCAUGCUUGGCUCAGUCACAUCAACUUCACAAGCAAAUGGCAAUCUGUGGUGAUAAAGAACGUGUCUUUGAGGUCGGUUCUGUUUUCAAAGCAGAGGAAUCUUACACACCUAGGCAUCUCUGCGAGUUUGUGGGUCAUGAUGUUGAAAUGGAGAUUAAAAAACACUAUUCUGAGGUAAUGGAUGUUGUUGAUCGGUUAUUUAUCACGAUUUUUGACUAUUUGAAUGAGCAUUGCAAGAAUGAACUUGAGGCUGUUCAGAGACAGCAUCCAUUUGAACCUCUGAAGGUCAUUAUUCUUCAAAACUCCCAGAAAUAUCUUCAUGGUUUUCUCUUUAAUAUUUUUGCAAUGGCGGUGUUGCCUAUGGCUGUAGCUGUGGCGGCGAUGGCGGUGAGAGCCACCGGUGGAGGUUCAUCUUUGCCUUUUGGAUUUGGGGAAAAGUAAUUGUUUAGAUGGUAAUAAAUGGAUUUGGGGAAAAGUAAUUGUUCAGCUAGGUUUUUUUUUUUAAGUUUUAAUGAAAAAAUAUAUUAUCGUAUAUAAUAUAUAUAUAUAAGCCGUGUGGGUAUAGUGUUGCCAAAACACGAUAUUUAUCAUUUAGCCCUUUUAUUAUUGAUUAAUUAUAUUGCUGCCACUUUAAAUUGUAAAAAAUAACAAUAAUCAAACCUAUGGGAUUAUUCUCCCCUUAUUAUUUAUUUAUUUUUGGCUUUUGAAUA